AGUUUUCAGCUUCAUAGAACCCAACAAAAUUAUGCCAAUAUUUGCAAUCUUAGCCAAAUUGAACUAUACAAAUUCCCCAUUCUAGUCCUCUUCUAUAUGAUUACUCAUUCUGUGGGAUCAACGAAUUGCAAAGAAUGCGCUCUUGAGUCUUGAACAUUCUUUCAUGGUUUCCCUUUCACCUGCAUUUCUUGGUCCACUCCAUAAACUCCCAAUCAAUCUUUACUCGUGUUUCCUCCAAUCCCUAUACCCUCAGUUGGGUUUGUUCGUCUCUCACUUUCCUUAUUUGGUUCUGUCUCAUUUCUAAGUGAAAGGAUCAAGAAUUUGUUUAGCCCGUAAAGGAUUGAGUUACUGUUGGUUCUUUGAGGGAAAUCGUCGAACACAUGAUGGCUUCUUUAAGUUCACUGCCUUUUACGGUUGAAACGAAAGCAGAGAUCUCUGCCCUUCUCCAUGGCAACAACCGACAUCGACCCAGGUUUCCUUUUGUGGCAUAUCGGCAGAGGAAGUAUAAAGAAGUCGCUUUUUACAAAGAUUUUACAUGUGGGUUUUCUUUGUGCUGCGAUAAAUUGAGCGGUGAGCAUCUGCGAAGACAUUGGCGCGCGCAAGUGGCAGGCCCGGAGUCAGUGGACGGUGAGGGCGGGGAUGAAUCAGAGGACGCGCUACAGAUUUCCAUUGAGAAGAGCAAAAAGGUUCUCGCUGCGCAAAAAGAUUUACUUCAGCAGAUCGCUGAAAGAAGAAAGUUGGUUUCAUCAAUAAAAGAUAGUGUGAUUGACACCACGGAAAACGAAGAAUCUAAUCAACAGAAGGCUGACUCUUCUAAGAAUCUGGAAUUCGCUUCAAGUGGUGGUGCUGGUACUUUUGACAAUCAAAAUGGCAGCAUUUUUUCCGAGAGCACUGUCCCUAAAACUGCAGAUAAGGUAUCAAGAACGCUACCUUCUGCUGCUGGUGGGGUUUCAAAUGCAGGUGAGAAGCAACCUGUACAAAACAUUACCAAAAUAGAUCCCUCUACUGAAAUCCCCCCUAAACAUUUGAAAGGCACUAUUUCAAGGACAGUUUGGUCCGAUGAUUUGCCAUCUUUUCUUGCAACUACCUCUGGAACUUCCGAUCCGAAUACUGAAAUGCAUGAAGGUUUGCUAGGAACUGAGCAUGAGGAAACUGAUUCUCAGAUUGAAGAUAUAAAACCUCCCCCUUUAGCUGGGACCAAUGUAAUGAAUGUUAUAUUGGUGUCUGCAGAAUGUGCUCCAUGGUCUAAGACAGGUGGGCUGGGAGAUGUUGCUGGUUCAUUACCAAAGGCUUUGGCUCGACGUGGGCAUAGGGUUAUGGUUGUGGCUCCAAAGUAUGAUAAUUAUGCCGAACCUCAAGAUGCUGGAAUUAGAAAAAUAUAUAAGGUGGCUGGCCAGGAUGUUGAAGUAACAUACUUCCAGGCCUUCAUUGAUGGAGUUGAUUUUGUUUUUAUUGAAUGUCCUAUGUUCCGCCAUAUAGGGAAUAACAUAUAUGGAGGAAACCGACUGGAUAUAUUAAAACGCAUGAUUUUGUUUUGCAAGGCAGCCGUUGAGGUUCCUUGGCAUGUCCCAUGCGGUGGAGUCUGUUAUGGAGAUGGAAAUUUGGUUUUCAUUGCCAAUGAUUGGCAUACUGCAUUAUUGCCGGUUUAUCUGAAGGCAUAUUAUCGGGACAAUGGAUUGAUGAAAUACACAAGAUCCAUUUUGGUGAUUCAUAACAUAGCCCACCAGGGUCGGGGUCCAGUGGAUGAUUUCUCUUAUGUGGAUCUGCCCCAACACUACAUAGAUCUUUUCAGACUCUAUGACCCUGUAGGUGGUGAGCACUUCAACAUAUUUGCAGCUGGUCUAAAAACAGCAGACCGUGUGGUUACCGUGAGUCAUGGAUAUGCACGGGAACUUAAAACUCCUGAAGGUGGUUGGGGUCUGCAUGGAAUCAUAAAUGAGAAUGACUGGAAAUUGAGAGGCAUUGUUAAUGGGAUUGAUACAAGGGAGUGGAACCCUCAGUGUGAUGCGCACUUGACCUCAGAUGGUUACACUAACUACUCUCUUGAGACGCUUCAUACUGGCAAGCCUCAAUGCAAGGCUGCCUUACAGAAGGAGCUUGGUUUGCCCAUUCAUCCUGAAGUCCCUGUGAUUGGCUUCAUCGGGAGGCUGGAUCAUCAAAAAGGCGUUGAUCUUAUAGCUGAGGCAAUUCCCUGGAUGGUUGGUCAGGAUGUGCAACUAAUUAUGCUAGGCACUGGUAGACAAGACCUGGAACAGAUGCUCAGGCAAUUUGAAAGCCAGCAUCAGGACAAAAUCAGAGGGUGGGUUGGUUUUUCUGUCCGGACAGCGCAUAGAAUAACUGCUGGUGCAGACAUCUUGCUUAUGCCUUCGAGAUUUGAGCCAUGUGGAUUGAACCAGCUGUAUGCAAUGAACUAUGGGACAAUUCCAGUUGUUCAUGCAGUUGGUGGACUAAGAGAUACCAUUCAGCCUUUCAAUCCAUAUGACGAGUCUGGGCUUGGGUGGACAUUUGAUAGUGCUGAUGCAAAUAAGCUAAUACAUGCACUGGGGAACUGCUUAUGGACUUAUCGCGAGUACAAGAAGAGUUGGGAAGGGCUUCAGAGGCGAGGGAUGACGCAAGACCUCAGCUGGGACCAUGCAGCUCAGAAUUACGAGGAAGUCCUCGUUGCGGCUAAAUACCAAUGGUGAGAAUCUUGGUCCAUAUGAUAUCAGUAAGUUUUUGACCUUUCGCAAGUGCUACAUGAGUAGGUUUUAUGAUCGGAGUAUCCAUCGUUGGUACACCCAUUGCUCAAGUCAGGGAAAGAUACCUUUUUGGUUUCUAUUGUGGGUAAUGUUUUCUUUCUUUCAUCCUUUUCCACUUUGUUACAUAAUUUGACUCGACUGGUCGUGGAAGCCCGUUGGUAAAUAGGAUUCUGGUUCUUGUUUAAUGGUUUUCUUGUUUGGAUGAAGAAAGGUAUAAUGCAAUGGCCGACUUCUGCAAA
Tripterygium wilfordii is the source of this 2977-nucleotide messenger RNA. RefSeq names its product granule-bound starch synthase 2, chloroplastic/amyloplastic. Bases 381 to 2684 code for a protein of 767 amino acids. The transcript is spliced from 8 exons. Gene Ontology annotation, molecular function: alpha-1,4-glucan glucosyltransferase (UDP-glucose donor) activity. The record is from RefSeq and is a predicted model, not a curated record. NCBI's taxonomy places the organism in Eukaryota, Viridiplantae, Streptophyta, Magnoliopsida, Celastrales, Celastraceae.